This is a messenger RNA of Anolis carolinensis (green anole), 5175 nucleotides long. RefSeq names its product syntaxin 16 (gene stx16). NCBI's taxonomy places the organism in Eukaryota, Metazoa, Chordata, Lepidosauria, Squamata, Anolidae. Gene Ontology annotation, biological process: intracellular protein transport; vesicle-mediated transport; vesicle fusion. Gene Ontology annotation, cellular component: SNARE complex; membrane; endomembrane system. The record is from RefSeq and is a predicted model, not a curated record. The coding region runs from base 637 to 1617 and encodes 326 amino acids. The transcript has 9 exons. Gene Ontology annotation, molecular function: SNAP receptor activity; SNARE binding.
AAUGCGGAAGUGGUCAGAUCCAUCCGGGUCCGGGGAAAGGCAAGAUGUGGGGCGCGGGAGGGGGCCGGGGAUAGCGUCCAGCCUUGUCCCCGGGGGGAUUCUUUAGAGAGAGGAACCUGCAGGGUCCCUUUAAGGCUUUUCAAACCCCCUCCAAAGGUCCAGAUAUGUAUCUAGGACUUUGCUCUGAGGGAAAGCGAACUUAGGAAUCUGUGGGGAGAGAGAUAGAGGAAAGGCCUCUGUAUUGUUUUGGUUAAAGGGCCUCUCAAUCUUCUCAACUCUGCUUUAAAAGAAGUCCAGAUAUUGUAAGAGAUUUAUUACAAUAUUUAUUCAUGCUCCUUUAAGGGUCUAGAUUGAGAGAGAGCACACUUUCUGUGGGAUCCAUAGCUUAUUUAUGGACUUGGUCCUGAUUUUUAAAAAGGGGGAAAGCUAACAAGGAUCUAGGGGAGAGAAAGAUAGGGGAAAAGUAAUCCCUUUCAAUGCUCCUUUCAUGGUUUCUAGAUCCUCUCAACCUUCCAUAUCAAUGUCUACAAGGACUUUACACUGAGGGGAAGCUAGCUUAGGAAUCUGGGCCACCUGUGGGAAUCAUAGCUUAAUAAUUGGGGUUUUGGUGCAAGGGAUUCCCCUAAGUCUAGCGCCAUGGCCACCCGGCGUUUAACAGAUGCGUUCUUGUUGUUGCGGAACAACGCGAUCCAAAGUCGGCAGCUGCUGGCUGAGCAAGUGAGUAGUUACAGCUCCUCCAGCCCUCUGACUUCACGUAGCAUGGCUGCUGCGGAGCUGGACGAGCUUGCGGAUGAUCGUAUGGCACUAGUAUCUGGGAUUAGUUUAGAUCCUGAAGCAGCUGUCUGUGUAACAAAGAGGCUACCUCCAAAGUGGAUUGAUGGAAUAGAAGAAAUUCGGUAUGAGAUCUCCAGGAUAAAGCAGAAAAUGAAAGAACUAGCUAGUCUCCAUGAUAAACAUAUGAACAGACCAACUCUGGAUGAUAGCAGUGAAGAGGAACAUGCAAUAGAAAUAACUACCCAAGAAAUCACACAGCUAUUCCACAGGUGUCAGAGAGCAGUCCAGACGUUACAUGGCAGGUCUCGAAGCUGUACAGACCAAGAGCGUCGGCUUCUGAAGAAUGUUGUUUCUAGCUUAGCCCAAACGCUUCAGGAUUUGUCCACCAGCUUCAGGCAUGGGCAGUCUGACUAUCUCAAACGUGUAAAGAAUCGUGAAGAAAGAUCCAAACAUUUUUUUGACACUUCAGUCCCGCUUAUGGAUGAUGGAGAAGACACAACACUAUACGAUCGGGGUUUUACAGAUGACCAGUUAGUAUUAGUGCAACAAAACACAGUAUUGGUGGAAGAACGGGAGCGAGAAAUCCGACAAAUUGUACAGUCCAUUUCUGAUCUCAAUGAAAUUUUUAGAGAUUUAGGAACUAUGAUAGUUGAACAGGGUACAGUUCUCGACAGGAUUGAUUUCAAUGUUGAACAAUCAUGUGUUAAAACAGAAGAAGGAUUAAAACAGCUACAUAAGGCUGAGCAAUAUCAAAAGAAGAAUCGGAAGAUGCUGGUCAUUGUAAUAUUGUCUGUUAUAAUAAUUGUCCUUAUCGUUAUCCUCAUUGCUGUAAAAUCUCGUUAAGUGACACUCCUGUAAUGUUUUUUGUGUAUGUAUAUUUGGGGAGGUGGGAUGGAUUUUUGUGUGUUCUGUUUCUCUCUCUCUCCCCCCCCCCCCUUCCUUUCUUGGUUUAUUUGUUUCUGAUAUGAAUGGGUUGAGCCAGUGCUUUGAAAGCUGACUUUGGGAUGAAUGUAUAACCCUAGUGGUGCAAAGUCUGUGCAAUGUUCCUAAAGAUAUUCCCUCUACGUUUUAUACGUUGACCGAAUAUGAGAGUUGAUGGUUUGCAAAAUUAUGUGGACAAAAAAUCCAGUGAUUUGGAAGAAGUGCCACAAAAUCAGACAUUUGAAACACUAAACAUGCUUUUGUAAAGAAACGCUUAAGAAUGAAGGUAUUUCAAGAACUAUAAUUCCUUUCUUCAUUGAGAAGCUGAUGGUGUUGUAUGUCAUCAUUUAUACUAGAGAGAGUCUUAGCUUUUGCAAACUUUCCAAGUUUUUGUUCGGGCACGAUACCAAAAACUAUGAUUUCGAGGUACAAAUGCCUUAAAAAAUAACACAUUUGAUUUCACUUAAUUUUCACCUAGAAUUAAUAAUUAGUGUAAACUCAUUCAAAUCAAACUUUUUUUUUUAAAAAAAGCAACAGAUAACUCAUUCUGUGGCUUCAUAUCAUUGCUAUACCCUUCCUUCUAGAGUGAUAGCUAAGAAAUGUAAAUGUAACUUUCAACCAUAAUCAGUACUAUCAAUUCAAAAUUAAGUCCUAAGAUUAAAGUAAUUAGUAAUGCCCUUUCUCCUCUCCAGCACCUUUCUCCUAAACUGAUCAUGCACUGUUUUUUUAAUUGCAUGUAUUUUAAACACUCAGCUAUUAAGCCCAGGGUUGAAAGAAAAUAUUUUGCUUUCCCGCUUUUCUCCUCUUGCCCCAAAGAGUAUGUGUCUUUUUAUUAUAUAAGAAUCAACUGUGUUGUAUUUCAAUUUCUGUUUGUAAAUACUGAACUAGAAAGUCAUGGUGGUAUCCACACAUGCUAUUUCAACAGGAUGAAAUAAAUAAAGUGGUAUGAUUAUUUGAAUUGUAUGUUUAGAUAGAACAUUUCGCUUUUUUAAUCAUUUGACUACAGGGAGGGCUCAGGAGAAAUGUGGCAUACUUUUCAGCUGUGAUGAAGUGCUAUACUACUGGCUUAUGUGCAUCAAGAUCCCUUGGCUCCAUUAAUGUAGCAGUUGACACUGCAGAUGGGUCUUUUUAGCUGUCAACAGUAGCAGUUUAACUGGAUCCUCAAACUGCUUUGCAGUUUCAGGGGCCUUGCUUAAUCCUUAAACACCCACACACACACAUUCCAUAUCGAUUAAUUUAUUUAAAGCUGUUUGUGCUGCAACUCUUUCUGUUGUGAUGUAUUGGCACAGCUUGCCAGUGUUUUUCAGCUGCUUGUCUUUCAGCCCAUCAGUAUGAUAAUAACUGGUCAUGUUGUCUAUUUAUUCUUUUGCAGCUUUCCACAUUCAUUGAGCUCUUUGCACCAUUCAGACUCUCUGGAGAACAGUAGGCCACAAUUUGAAAUCCUAUUUUUGGGGCUUCAACUGCAGGUUGCAUGAUUUCUGGAGAUGUUCGGUGUUCUAGUCCAAAAGUAGUUUUCCGUGCUCUUCUUUUUAAGAUUGUGGAGCUAGAUCUCAGUGAGAAUGAUACCUGAAUUCCUGCAUAUGCUGUCUUUCAAGGAAUGACUCCACCCUUGGCUUUAAGUACAGUAGAAUCUAGUAAAUAUUUGCAUACUCUUGAGGAAGGUGUUGUCUCUGUAUCUGGAUGUUGUGGCAUUGGCCCUUGAUCUAUUGCAUAUUUGCUGAAAGCAGGACAGGGAGGGGGGUUCAAGGGCUACAGAGUUAGGUUUUCAUAGAACCGUAGGGCUCUUCCAGACAAGCCCUAUAUCCCAGGAUCUGAUCCCAGGUUUUCAGUUUAUCCUAGAUUAUCUAGCAGUGGGGACUCAUAUAAGUUGGGCCCUUCCACACAGCCAUAUAACCCAGAAUAUCAAGGCAGAAAAUCCCACAAUAUCUGCUUUGAACUGUGUUAUCUGAGUCCACACUGCCAUAUAUUCCAGUUCAAAGCAGAUAAUGGGGGAUUUUAUUCAGCUGUAUGGAAGGAGCCCUAGUUUAAACCAGAAAACCUGGGAUCAGAUCCUGGGAUAUAGGGCCUGUCUGGAAGGGCCCUUGAAAGUUGAAGUUGAAAGAGUUCUUGUGCUGUUCCUGCCAUAUUUGCAAACAUUACUUAAACUGAAGAACAAGUGGUUUAGAAUUUGGUUAGGCUAUAUUUUGACAUCUUGCUAAACAGUUUGACCCCUAUACACAGAGGAUUGGUACCCAGUUUCACCUACCUGCAUCCGACAAAAUAUAUCCUAAGAAUUCUCUAUCAUCCAAGCAAUUCUAUGGUAUGUUUCCACCAGAUGUUACUAUAGAGUUGCCCUAUAGCAGGCUUCUUCAACCUGCAGCCCUCCAGGUGUUUUGGACUUCAGCUCCAGGAAUUCCUGACCAUUGAACAAGGCUGGCUAGGGCUUCUGGGAGUGGGGGGGCCAAACACCUGGAGGGCUCCAGGUUGAAGAGACCCACCCUAGAGGAACUAGCAAUUUUUUAAAAGAAGAUACCCAUGUAGAUAUGGGGAUUAUGCUGUAUUUAGUUAUAUAUAAACAGUUAUAUAGUUUUAUACAGUUCACAGUACCUAGUUCCAAUGCAGUGAUUGGUUUUGUUCAGGAGUGUGCAAAGUGGACCCAUCCAGAUAUUGCUGGAUGAGAACUUCCAGCAUUCUUGUCAAUGGAUGAUGGGAGUCAGAGUCCAACAGCAUCUAGAACAGUAGUUCUCAACCUGUGAGUCCCCAGGUGUUUUGGCCUUCAACUCCCAGAAAUCCCAGCCAGUUUACCAGCUGUUUGGAUUUCUGAGAGUUGAAGGCCAAAACAUCCAGAGACCCACAGGUUGAGAACCACUGAACUAGAAGGUCCCAGUUCACUUAUGUCAGGGUGUGCUGGCAAGUCUGGAUAAUUUGUGGUAAAUCAAUGAAAAGUUUUAUGAUGUCAGAUUGAGGAAACUUGGGGAUUUGACUUUUUAAUGAAAGGACUCUGAGCUCAUUGCUUGUAUGUAUUCUUGGCCUAAGUACGUCCUCAGAAGCACUCUCUUCCUUACUCUGCUGCUGUUUUUCUCUCCAUCUAUCCCCUUCCACAAGUCAAUAUUUUAUACCUGGCUCUAUUUAGUAGAUGUAACAAGCAAAGAAAAUUGUGAGCCUGAAGCCUGCUGACUGAUCAUCUGGAUCUCAUAUCUAUCUCUGAAACAUACAUUGUUCUGCCCUGAUAGCGGGUUUUAUGUGUGCAAGAAGAGCUUCAACAAUGUGAGUGCAAAAUACACUGAUGUGGCCCAGGCACAGGCUACUCGUUUUGGAGAUAGACCAAAAUCAUGUGUCCGCUGUUAAAUGAAGAAUCAACCCCAAAUAACAAUUGUUUUCCUUUUUGUUUCCAUUGUGCUAAUGUUCAACAUGCUGGUGUUAACAUUGUUUUUUACGCAUUGCCACUCUCAAAGGAAAUAAGAAAUAAAGUAUGGUAGAACACAGUGAGUGUCUACAUUA